Laccaria bicolor S238N-H82 is the source of this 5433-nucleotide messenger RNA. RefSeq lists its product as uncharacterized. The record is from RefSeq and is a predicted model, not a curated record. The transcript has 15 exons. Lineage: Eukaryota; Fungi; Basidiomycota; Agaricomycetes; Agaricales; Hydnangiaceae. The coding region runs from base 1 to 5433 and encodes 1810 amino acids.
AUGUCGGUCCCUGGGGACGUCACCACGGAUCCAUUGGGCAAGCUUUUGCAACCAACGACAAACGAGGAGUUGCCGUCCAUGGUCAUUGAUACCGACGGCGUCGUUCAAAACGCGCCAAUACUGUCAACGAAGGAGAUCUGUCAGGAUACCACGAAUACAGUGGCCACGACGGCGGCUCGCGCGUCGCCGUCGAAAGAAAGCCUGGGAAGCCUUGCAACGUGGGCUAUCCUGAUGGCCUCUGAUAUAAAGGUUUCGCAACCUGUGACAUUAUCUGGGUCGGAAGAAGUCGGUUUGAACGCCAUCGAAUACGACAGCCUCCCAGAAGUCAAUAUUGCAUCCCACCUUCCUGAAGCUGUCGAGGAAGGUGUUCAGAUAUCCGCGCCUGAGGCACAGCACGAACUCGACAACGCUGCUGAUCAACAGUCAAGUCAUCCAUUGGAUCCUGAAAUAACGGGGACUGUUGUAUCAACUGAGACCCCUGAUGGUGUUAAAUUUGAUGCAAUCAUUGCUGAAAAUCAAAAGGGUCCUGUUGAAGACACAAGCAAAGUAUCCAUUACUGAAGCUUUGAACAUUACUGAAGUCAAAGAUAUCAAUGUUAUACAAGAUAGCAGCGUAUUCGCUUCAGGCGAGAACAACGGCGACAUUCAACUUCCACCUGCUGAAGAGACUGACCGAGAUACCGCUGUUGAUGGCCCGUCAAUUCCCGCUGAAGCUGGUGUAGAACUUCACGAAGAGACACUGAGUCCAGGGAAUGAGGCAGGCAUCGUGGACGAAAGUGAUGUGCCUUCUACUACUGCGCCCGAAUUAAUCCUCGGCGACGGUAAUACAACAAACGAAAGAUCUGCUGAUGAGCAGCCGCAAGAUAUUGCCGAGAUUUCUACAGCCGAACAUGUGUCCGUCGCACCUGAAUCCAUCAAUGAAGUGGUCACAUUUGCCAGUGCUGAGAUCCACUCUGACAAGGGGGAGAUAUCGCUUGAACAAGAGGUAGUAUCGGUUGCUAGCCCUCCCGUUGUGGAAGAAGUUCUCUCAGAAACUCCGUCGGAGACUGUUAAAAUUGCAGUGGCGUAUGAGGCAGAGAAACCUCCAACCGUCGCAGAUGCUAUUCAAGUGUCCAAGCUGGAAACACCUUCUCCAGAAGUCCAUGUUGUUGAGAUCGAAGCUGUCCCCAUUGAUCCGUCGCUCAACGAGGAGCUGAUCGAAACCGUUGCAGCUCACAAGGUUGAUGCCGCCAUCCUUCCUGUCACGAACAUUUCCGAAACUGGCGACAUUGCAGCUGACGGAUUGGGAAUUUCUUCUGAAAUUGUGGAUGCUUCAAACGCUGACGUUCAAGACAUCCCUCUUGAGUCAAUAUCUCAAGUUGUGCAGGAGGAACAGUUUGUCCGUGAGUCUUGCAAUGGACCCGAUGAAACUUCAUUGCCGUUGGAGGGUGAUAUCCUUGAUCAUGCACUCGAGGUGGAAACCCUCCCCGCUGAGACCCUCGUAGAUGUGGCAGAGCCAGCCCCUACUCACGCAAUUGAAUUGCCGGAUACCGCAAACGGGGUUGCUGAAGCAGCAGGGCACGCCCUGGUUGACCUCCAUUCCGCUGUCGAUGUCCACCAUACCGUCGCCGUCGUCGAAGAGGUUGUAGUGGAUGAUCUGGAAACUCAGGCCACUCCGGUCGUAGCGACUGAACUUUCUGAAAACAUGGAGGUCGUUCUCGUGGAAGAGGCCUUGGUCAAUACCCAGCCUAUCCUAGAUGACGAUGUUGUGGUCAUGGAUACUUCGUCUGUCAGUGAAGCCGAAGCAGGUGGCCCAGAUGAAUUCAAUAGCAACGAAAAUGCAAGUUUAAAGGCGGAAUUACAGGCUACUCAAAUCUUUUCUGGCGAUGCGGACGUUUCAAAGGCCACAGUUCCAGAAGAUUUGCUGGUGGAAAAGCUUGAAGUGGAGGGAAUAUCUGAUACCAAGAAAGUUUCUUUGGAUAACGGCGAUUGCAUCCAAGAGAGUCAAGUGGCUUCAGAUUCUGAAUUUUCAGAACCUCCAGCAGACGCAAGGGCCGCACCUGUCACAGCCGUGUUUAUGGAUGAACAGACAGUGCAGAUCGCCGAGCAUGACACGGAUGUUACGGAACCAACAUUGGCCGAACAGGGCGAAGUAUUAGAGACUGUGGAUCUCACAAUAGCUCAACCUCUUUCCAACGAAUUUGCAACAGAUGCGACGGCGGCUGAUCGCAGUAACGUCCGAGCGAAAACUUCGGCUACCGCGCCCAGCGAAGAUGGGUUGGCAGGGGAGGCCAAAGAGCAUGCGCAGGAUCUUCAAGAUGACUCUCAGGUUACCACUGUGAUCGAAGAAGGGAAGGUAAAGCUCGAAGCUGGGGUUGCAACGAAAGAGGAACAAUCAGAAACUCAGUCGAAAGACUCGUUCUCUCCUACAGAGAUUGACAAUUCCUCGACCCACUCUCAACCCUCAGCUGAUCAAGUCGCCAAUCUGACAUCAACGCGUCCCACCUCGGAUCAAAUCUUCUUUGAGAUACAACCAUCUGAAGAGGUAGCAACAAACAUUGUUACACCCGGCGUCGUUCCUCUCGCCAACGCUCGCGCAGACACUGAGGAAAGAAUCCAAGAAACCGUCACUGAGGUCAGCGUUUCACAAAUGGAAUCCGUCAUCGAAGGCAAAAUGCCACUGGAGGAACCGGCCGCCGAUGUCAACGUCCCACAGGAGGAAUCAGUCCCCAAUGUCAACGUUCCACAGGAGGAACCGGUCACUAAGGACAGCCUUCUACAGGAGGAAUCGGUCGUCGAAGGCAGCGCCCCACAGGGGGAACCAAUCACUGAAGCCAACGUUCCACAGGAGGAGUUGGCCAUUGAGGUCGUUCCACAGCAGGAAGCGAUCACCCAGGUCGAUGCUCCGCAGGAGGAAUUGGUCACGAGUAAAGAUGAUCCCGCUUCCGCCAAUGCGCAAGUCGAGGAGGUCGUAGUUGCAGAAAAGUCUGCACCUAUCUUAGAAGAAGUGGUGAGCGCGCCGACACUUGCGGAGGAGUUGGCUGUAUCAGAGCUUGCUAGCGAGAAGGGCGACAUAGCAACGUCAGAGGAGGUUGAAGAGCAACUCGAGUCCAGCGUCCCACUCAUCAAAGAGGAAUCGCCCGCGUUUGAUAUAGGUAUCGUGUCGGACGAACAAUCAAACCCCCCUUUCUCUGCCGAGCCAGUGAAUGGCGUGGCUCCCGUUCCAUUGCUUGAACCUCCUGUUGUGCCGACUCACUCUGCCGAUCUGGCAAAGCCAAACCAUCAGGAGUCAGAGGCACAAGUUCAUGCUGCUAACACGGUUUCCGCGAUAGAACCAUCCGAAACCCCUGUUGUCGAGGAAUCUAUUCUUCAACACCAAGACUCUGUGGUUGAAGUACAAGUUCUGGUUGACCUCACAGCUACAGAAGCUUCCGAGGCUCAAAUUGCUGUUGACUCAGUCGUCGAGCCACCUGCUACAGAAAAUGUCGAAUCUUCCACCCUGUCCUUUGAACACAAGGGUAAUGAUACAGAACCAAGUGCUGAUGGCAUCACAAACUCGGAGGAGUUACCGAGCGCUGCUAACGAUCCACCUCUCCUAAAUACUGACGUAAUAAGCAUUGAGUAUGCCAACUCACCUUAUAUUCCCGCCUUCAUGGUAACAACAAUUGGGUCUAGUUCGACGUCGGAUGAGCCCAGUGGCCCUGAAUCCCCCGUUGAUGUUGUUGAACAAGGAACCAUUACCCCGAAGGAAUUAUUAACAGCACCGGCUAUCCAGGUCGAGUCUUCAGAAACCGUGCAAACAGACAACGAAGCUCCCUUGGACGACUCACAACUCCCUGCUAGGCCAUGGACGCCGUCAUACUCGGUGCACUCUCAAGGGACCCCUCUAGUGACUGCCAAAGAGCUUAAUGAAGAAUCAGAUGUCCCCCUAGAUGAUGUCCCCUCGGCUGAACUAUGGACACCAUCGUACUCAGUGCACUCUCAAGGGACUCCGUUGGUGACGGCCAAAGAGCUUGAUAAUGAAGAUGCAGACGACCUUGUAGAUUACUCCCGCUCAGUCGAUGCAUAUGAGCCCAAGCUCGAAGAAACGACAUUUGCAAAGACUGAACAGCCAGAAGCUUCACCAGAUUCACAGCCAGAUGAACCGCAAAUCCAGGACGGUGGCCCACCGCCUCAGUACGAUCCAAAAGAAGAAACACGUGAACUGCUGGGUGCAGUAAACCACUUAGAAACGGAGUUAAACCUGGUCACUAAAAAGGAAAUCUCAACUUCUGAAAUAAUCUCCGAUGAACAAAACAAGCCGGAAACUGGGAUGGGAACAUCCAGGGACAUACCCACCGUUGUUACCGAGAUGAACACCCAGGGCAGCCCCUUACCAGAGUUAAGGGAAUUACAGGCCAUCGUCGAAGCGGGGUCACCAAUGCUUUCUAUGGAUGAGCCGAUCACCUCGCAAGACAGCUUCGAGGCAGCGCAGUCGACUGCAGAACACCUGCACACCGCAGUUAUCCCUGUUUCCGUCCCUCCCAUUAGCAUUGAACUUUCGACCGACGAAGAUCAUGUACAAAACGAAAGGCUCGGGUCCGAGCAAUGUCUUGACGAACCAACGAUACACGGACAAUUGUCUGACAUUCCUAUCCCCUUGCUGAUCCCUUGCAUGGAUGCCCAUGAUUCGCAAAAGGACACGUGGACUCCGAGCUAUUCAGUAACGACGCAGGGAGUGGCUCAGUCGCAUGUUGAAAUCAUCGAUGUAUCGCCUGGAAGUUCUUCAGCAGCUAUCGAACCACUAGCUCAUGAUUCAGACAAACCUUCACCCUCACUCGCCAGCGACAUAUCUAACCAUGCCCUUGCCGCUGUCAAUGAACAAACAAGUUCAGAUGUAUUUCAAAGUGACAUCUUCGACCAGCUUGCCACUGGUCAGCCUACUCACCCAUCCGACCUUGUGUCUGAGCCACGUCUGGCGUCAACCGGAGAUGAGACUCCUACACAAACUGCUGUAGUAUUGGACAAAGACAUUGUCGUCGACGUUGAAACGCCGGCAGACGGACUUUCACAUCAUAUUUUUCCUUCUGCAGACGACACCCCACGCGAAGGCGCUCUGGAUUCGAAAGACAACUGUGUCUUUAGGCCCAUAGUACCCCGUUUGGUACCCCUCGAGGAGUGGUCAAACGACACACUUCACCCCGAACCAUCUGCACGCAAGAGACUUGAAUCGACGACUUCAUCGCGAUUUUUCCCUGGAGGAUGGUUCUCAUCGAGCUCCACUAAGUCUCCAGACGAAAGCCGGCCCUCUCUUGAACUUGCUCAAGGAGAAUUUAUACCCACCAAAUCACCCGCUGAUGGCACCGAGGCCAAUGUUUCUGCGGUGUCUCCCGCCACAACCGAGUCAUUUGGCGACCCCCGCGAGGCAGAUUCAGCAUCUUCUGAAGAGAAAAGAAAGUGGUGCAUUAUCAUGUAA